UGAUCGAGAAACGCCCCCAGUCCAAGUGUCACCCAACGCAAUCUAAACCAACUAGCCUGAACAGCCUCGAUCCAUCUAAUCAACCACCCCAAAUCUACAACUCAUACUCUACAUCUACCCUCGACUUUUACCAGCCUGACAAUCAACAAACAACCCUCGACAAAACACCCCCCCGGAAUAAGAAAAGCCAGUCGCAAUGGAAUCAUCUACAAAACACUCAACAUCAAUCCCAUCCUCCAACCCGCCCAGCGUCGAAGUCGCCUACAAACGCAAAUGCAUCGCCCUCAAGAAGCGCUUAAGUGAAAUCGAGGCCGAAAAUGAGCUGAUGCGCACACGCAACCGUCGCGGCUGGCAGUACAUCCAGAAGAUGCGUCUCGAGUCGUGUAUUCUACUCGAGCGACUGGCUAAAGUCACCGGCAUGACGGAGGAUGCCCAGGCAGGCGUGAACCCGGAGCUGCGGGCCCGCGCGGCGGCGAUGAUGUCCAAUGCGGCCGUUCUGGAUGGUCUGGCGGGUCAAAGUGGGAAGGAGGGGAGUGGUGCGCUUUAUGAGGAUGAGACAGAGGGGAGCUCGGAUGAACAGCCGCCUACUCCCCAGGAACGACCCCUGCGUGUUAAGCGAUCCCGGAAAUCGAACGCUGCUGAUACCGGCGGUGAUGACGAUGCUGCGCCUUCGGCGAAUAAUGCUCCUGAGUCUUCUUCUGCAGCAGGAUCGUCUUCGCUUCCUCGUUUGGCGCCCGCUCCGUCGCAGGAGGAAAUGACCUCCUCGUUCCGCAUCCAGGCUGGUAACGGUUCCGCGCACGAUAAGGAGGAUAACACCGGCUCGGGCAGUGAUCGCGGAAGCCAUGCCCCGGAGUCCGGGUCGAGAGAACCAGGUCAGGGAGAUGUCUCUGUGGAGCCGACGACGCCUAUGGAUAUGGAUACUAAGGAGCCGAAGGAAGAGAGUUAGGGUUUUGGAUCCGUUCUGGGGAUGCGUAUAUCUUUAUAUUAUUUUAGUCUUUGUACUUCUUUCUAUUUUGUGUUGUUCGUUCAUAUCUACGGGGUUUUACCGGUUUUCGGGGGUUUCGUUUGCCUUUCCCUUUCCCUUUCUUACUUGAUAAAAUAAGAUCUGUUCUGGGAGUUUGUUUUUUAUCUUAUUAUUUUUGUCUUUGGUGAUUACGGUGGUGCAAAAUACAUUUUAGUUCGUGGGAUAGGUGGGAUGGAUACUGAUCAUGUUGUAAAACUCGACUAUAUCUAUGU
This is a messenger RNA of Aspergillus alliaceus, 1236 nucleotides long. RefSeq lists its product as uncharacterized. Lineage: Eukaryota; Fungi; Ascomycota; Eurotiomycetes; Eurotiales; Aspergillaceae. The record is from RefSeq and is a predicted model, not a curated record. The transcript is spliced from 2 exons. The coding region runs from base 197 to 946 and encodes 249 amino acids.